AGAUAGGGGUUCGGCAGAAAAUGGUUUCAAAGACCCAGGCUCUGCGCAUGCGUUUUACUGCUUGCUGAAGCCGAUCCUCAGGGACCUGGACCUUUUCCAGCACAUGCGCGGCACGCUCAAUGACAGCCGCGCGUUGGUAAAGGCUCUGGGAAAGGGGGCUGGCCAUGUUGCGUGUGACCUGGGUUACCUGGGGAUCCAGGGUCCGAGUGUGGUCCCUGGCGCCCACGCUUCUUGGGACCCCCCGGGCUUUGUCGUCCCUGGCGGACAAGAUGGGGGUGUACCGCAAGAUGUGGAACCCUACGGAGCCCCGCGACUGGGCCCAGCAGUACCGUGAGCGCUUCAUUCCGUUCUCCAAGGAGCAGCUGCUCCACCUCCUGAUACAGGAGUUUCACUCCAGCCCAGCUGAGAGGGCAGCUUUGGAGGAGUUCUCUGCUCAUGUGGACUUCUGCACCCUGUUUCACUACCACCACCUUCUGGCCAGGCUGCAGGCCUUGUAUGACCCCAUCAACCCUGACAGAGAGACCCUGGACCAGCCAUCCCUCACUGACCCCCAGCGUCUGUCCAAUGAGCAAGAGGUGCUCCAUGCUCUGGAGCCCCUGCUGGCCCAGGCCAACUUCUCUCCACUCUCUGAGGAUGCCCUUGCCUAUGCACUGGUUGUCCAUCACCCUCAGGAUGAGGUCCAGGUGACAAUAAAUUUGGAUCAGUAUCUCUACAUGCAGUUCUGGGCCCUGGGCCAGCGAGUUGGGCAGAUGCCCCACAUGUCCAGUGUGGGCUCCAAGCGUGGCUUCUUCAGAAAGGUGCCCCCCACGGAGAGGAGGUAUUUCAAGCGUGUGGUGUUGGCAGCUCGGACAAGACGUGGGCGCCUGGUUCUGAAGAGUUUCAAGGACACACCGCUGGAGGGCCUGGAGCAGCUGCUUCCUGAACUGAAGGUGCGCACGCCCACACUGCAGCGUGCCCUACUCAACCUCAUGCUGGUGGUCUCAGGUGUGGUUUUCUUCGUCAAUGUGGGCAUGGUGGUACUGUCUGAUUUCAAGAUGGCCACCUCCCUGCUGCUGCUGCUCUUUGCUGCCUUUAUGGGCCUUAGGGCCUCCAAGGUGUUUGGGCAGCGGCGUAGUGCCCAGGCGCUGGAACUAGCACACAUGCUGUACUACCGUAGUACAUCUAACAACUCAGAGCUCCUCAGUGCCCUGGCACUGCGGGCUCAGGACGAGCACAUCAAGGAGGCAUUACUGGCACACAGCUUCCUGGCCCGGCGGCCAGAGGGCACCCAUGGUUCGCCUGAAGAGACGUCUAGGUGGCUGCAGUCGGAAGUGGAAAGCUGGCUUCUCGCCCAUUCAGGCUGUGAUGUGACCUUCAAUGGAUCUCGUGCCCUGGCCCACCUGCAAGCUUUGACUCCCAGCUUCGGGCUGUUCCCGCCGCCGGAGUUGCCCCAACUGGACCCGAUAGUCAUAGGCACCCCCAAGACUCCCAGGCCGCGCCGGGCAGUAGCUAUCCCUCACCCUGACUGUUGUUCCUAACCUGUAGACACUAGUAGGGUGUCAAACUCCGCCUCCACUACAACAAUCUGUCAAUCCAGGUUGCUGACAGGUCAUUAUUUCUGCUAUGUUAUAGACUUCGGAGCAGCCAGUCUGGAUGGCUGACAGUUGCUAGGCAACCGCCUGAGGACAGCCAUUCAAAGCCAUUUAUUUCAGCUUGUAUUGUUCUUGGCCCCACCCCAAGUAGGAACCUCCUACACGACCUGGGGGAGGGGGUGCGGCCUGGGGGACUGGACCCAGCUGUCACAUUGCAGCUGCCAGCAAUGGCCACCGUGAGACGGGCCAGGCUGUGAAAGCUGAGCCUGGAGACGGUGCAUCACCGUCUGUUUAGCCUGCUCAGGAACUUCCCACCACAUGCUCCUGGGCGGGGCCUGUCGCAGCCGCAGCCCAAGAGCUGUUUGGCCCUGGCACACAGCCAGUGACAGCUGCUGGCCACCAUCAACUGGGCAGGGGCAGGAGGGGGGCAGCCUGGAGGAGCCUGCUCUGGGUAUCCUGAGAUGGGCCAUCUGCUCAGCUGCUGAUCCAUCCUGGCUAAAGACACUGGGAACCUUGGGCCCACCAGAAGGUGGUGGGCCUGCUGGAGUAGAGAUGGCCCUCCAUGAAAUCAGUCCAGGUCCCUAGCAGGCCCCCUGGGCUUCCCUACCUUGCUGCAAAAACUACCUCAGUCUGGGUCUCCUCACCAGUGACCUGUGCAAUAUUUAUUACUUUACCCUCUUCAAAGGAAUAAAUCAUGUUUAAUAAAUA
Messenger RNA from Nannospalax galili (Upper Galilee mountains blind mole rat), 2279 nucleotides. RefSeq names its product transmembrane protein 143 (gene Tmem143). The record is from RefSeq and is a predicted model, not a curated record. Bases 165 to 1517 code for a protein of 450 amino acids. Gene Ontology annotation, cellular component: mitochondrion. Lineage: Eukaryota; Metazoa; Chordata; Mammalia; Rodentia; Spalacidae. The transcript is spliced from 8 exons.